GAAAGGCACAGAGAAAAAAAAAAAAAAAAAUCAAAGGAAAACAAACUGAUCUCGUCAUAUUUUACAGAUGACCUGUGCAGGGUUGGAGGACAGAUAAAUAGGAGGGUGUAGAAGACAAAUUUGAGGAAUGACAAAGCAUGGAGGAGAGGAAAGGGUAGUGGAGAAACAAACUGAACUCAGCAGCAGUGAAUUGGGGUUGAUUGGCCGCACCAACUUGAGUGUCCUCUCUGCCAACAGGUCAUCACUCAAUGGCAGUCUGUAAAAAAAGCUGAGCUUCUUCUGAGGGCAUGCCGCCAUUUCGUUUACCUGGAGGCACGAGGACACCUUCUUUGACUGCCAGGACCACUUUUGCGCAUGUGCAGAACGGUUCGGGCACUGACAGGCGUACAUAUUUUUUUUCUUGCUGGGCUAAUUACGUAAAGGCAGCAGAGGCCCAGUGGGAUCUUGGCCUCCCCUGAAACAACUCGAUGGAUCUCAGUGCAGACUCUGGAACACCCCCCACCCACACCACUGUAGGAGGACCUGUGUUGGAGCAUGAGCUGUCUAUGUCCAGCGCUCACUGUCAAACAGAAAGUGGAGGCACCAUCUUACUACAGUUGUUGGAAUUUAAAAUCCAUCUACUUGAGGCUGUAGAGGAGCUGCAUAUUCGGAGGGAUGCAGAGACACGCUUUGAGGAUCAGAUCAGUAAACUGGUGUUGGAGAAACAGGAGCUGGAGUGGGAGAAGGAAUCCCUACAACAUCAAAGUGAAACAGUGGCACACCAGCACACAGAAUCACUCAUUAAUGUUAAGAAGCAGUUUCAGGCCAAAAUAAGGAAAAUUGAGGAGGAGAAGGGGAAAUACCAGGUCAGUGCUGAGCUAAAAGACAAGGAGAUUAACAACCUGAAAGAAAAGCUGAAGUCGCUACAGUUGCUAAAGUACAACUUGGAGAAGAAAUCCAGUGAGCUGGAACAGAAACUAGCAUUGCAGAGCAGGUCUAAGGACAGCCACUUGAACCAGCUGGGGGAGGUUGAGAAACGUUUCAGUGCUCUGACACGGCAGUGUGCCAUUGUCAAGCAGGCCCACGAGAAACUAGAGCAAAAUGUUGAUGAGGCCAUGAACAUAAAUAAGAAACUGACUUUGGCAAAUGGAAAACAAGAAGCAACCAUUGUGUCACUAAAGAAGGAGUUGGAGGAGGUCAGUAAAAAGCUGAUCAUGGCCAAGAUGUCAUCCGUUAGACAUGACAAGAUCCUUAGUCCUACAGGAAGAGAGCAGUGUAUACAGCAGCUGCAACAGAAACUGAGCAUGGAAACUGAAAUGAACAAGAAACUGGGUGAGGAAAAUGUAGCUGUAAGAGCAGAAAAGCAGGAGGUGAUGAGAUCUUUGCAGCAUACCCAGCAGCUGUUGUUGAGUCAGACACAGAUAGUAAGCAGAGUAGAGCUGGAGCUGCAGACACAAAGAGAGCAGUACCAGGACCUUAAGCAGGAACACGGGGUGAUGCGAAAGAAAAGCAAGGCAAUGGAAGACAAGGUGGCCCAACUGAUGGAGAGUUUCGCUGCUUCCAAGACCGGCUGGGACCAAGAGAAGGCAAUGUUUCUGGAUCGCAUCAAGAGUGAGCUGCAGGACCUUCAAGCAGUGAAAGAUGCUUACGAAGAGCUUCAACAGAAACACACUGAACUGUCCUCACAGGCCAAAGUGCAGGCCCAGCAUAUAUAUGAAUUGGAGAUGAGAGACAGCAGUCAGAACCUCAGUGUUUCUACUCAGAUCUUCCCCACGUUAGUCGAGGAAAUCAGAAGAGAGGAAACUCUUACUGAACCUAUCCCCAGCUCUGAGCUGCCUAGCUUUGGCAGUCUGCAGCACAUGGCCUAUACUCAGACCAAAAACCCAGCCUGUCUGGAGGACACAGGAGCUGUGACUGUGCUAGUUGCCACUGGAGCAACUGGAGGACAAGGCACCCCAAACCACCAUCAACAUUCUCAGUUUAAACAGCCCCUAAAUCCUCCGUUUAGCUGCCCACUUACCAACAACAACCUUUUCAGCGUCUAUAGUCUCUCUGGAACAACAGGCAGUGACACCAACAUAUUAAACAAAUACAUAAACAACUCUAACACGAGUGAGAGUGAUCCUGAUGUAGUUUCAGAUUUAAUUUAUGCUACUUCCUCUGUACCUGAUGCUGGUCUGCUGAUUAGCAAAGGUAGCUUUGUGAGCGACACAUCAACUGUAUCUAGCCACAGGUCUAUCAAUGGAUCUGUAGACUUACUGAGCAAAGAAAAGACUGAUGAAGGGAAUGGAGGAAUGAGUGGGAAAGAACAGGGAGGGAAAGAUGAUGUGAAACAAGGAAAGAACAACAGAGAAGAAGAGGAAAUAAAUGAAGAGCAGCAGUGGAAUAGAGAAGAGGUCCAAGGAGAAGAUGCAAAGGAGAGUUUGGAGAGUGCUGGAGAAAAGAGAGGCACGCUCAUGGUCCAAACAACAGAUAGAGCAGACAGACGAGAGGAUAGCCAGCGGUCAACAAAGGAUGCAGGGGACACCAAACAGCCUGAAACAGAAACAAAAGAUAGAGCAGGGGGAGAAGGGACAGAUGGAGCGGAGGAGAGAGGAAAGACAGGGCUGCACACGCCAGAAACUCCAGAAACCCAGAUACCGGCCCAGACUACUGAUAGGACUACCAAGAAGAGCAACACGCAGAAGGUCAUUGACUUCAUGGACAGUGAGCCACUGCUGGCUGCCCAUGAGCCCUCAGACUGCUCACAAAGUCUCUCUCAGAAAGUCAGUGAGAAGGAUUCUGACUCUAGCCAUGUGAACAAAGGAUAUGAGAUGAGGAGAGAAGUACAUACCCUCUGUUUUGAUAAGCACCAAAGUGUCAGCCAUGGGCCAAACUCUGUCUUUCAAGCGGUGCAACGCCUCUGUCAUGAUAAGGUCCAAACAUUUGCUGAGUCACUUACUCAAAUGCCCAGUCCAAUUCUUAAAGUGUUUGAGAAAACCACGGAAGAGAAGCCAUCCGACAAAUUAGCAGCCAAUAUCCCCACUGAAGUUUCUGAACCUCUCAAUCAGUCAAGUAUCUGUAGCUCACAGACCAAUACUACAACAUUAGCUGCUCAGUCGGAAGGUAUUGUCAGUAUCCAUGAGUCAGAGACGACUACAACACAACCUAGUAAUCCUUCUGACAUUACCAGCGACGUGAUGCAAACAGAUGAAAUGUGUGAUACACUUGUGAGUAAAGAAUUUGUAUUGAUGAGAACAAUGGUCGAACCACAAGCAUUACCUCAAAGUCAGGAGAUCUCAGAGCAGGAGAGUGGACAGCUGAAGUCUCUGGUAACUGAUGAUGAGGAUGGUGAUUCUAGUGCAUAUAAGAUGAGGGAAGGUCAGUCAAAUGUAGACACACGUGAAAACGAUGCCUGUGAGUCUUCCCAGGAACCUAUGGAAAAAUCUAAUUUGAAGGAUGUCUGUGUUGAUAUCAAAAUGGAUACUGUGGACGUUGAAUCUGAGGUUGAGACUGGCAGCUGUCAGGAGCGCAUGAAAAGUUACAAAAUAGAAGAUGCAGGAGAUGCAAAGACGACUAAAUGUGAAACUGAUUUGAAGCUCUCUGUCCAUCCAAGUCAUGAGAACUGUGCAUCACCAGAGACUGGCAGCGCAAAAUGCUAUGAGCAGUCUCCAGCAAAAGAAAUGCUGCUUGAUGAUAACAAUAAGUCAUCUCUGCCCAGCAAUAAGACUUACAGGUUGUCAUUUGUAUGGGGCAGUGCUCAGAGAAAAACAGGAUCCUCCAUGUCUGAGCAAAGUACAAGUGAUCCUGGUGGACUCCUCGGACAUCCUCCCACCACAAUACCCAUGUUCCUCAAAAGCAAGCACAACAAAGUCCCCUUGGUGAUUACCGGGGCUUCGGAUCUGUUGAAUGGCUCCGGUGUCUCUGGGACUGCAGCUUCCUCGAGGAGACACCAGCAGGGAGAGACAUGCAGUGAGACAGCAACAGCAGACACGGAGAGCAGAGCUUCUCUCUCCAUCAGUUCUUUUCCAGUCUCCACAUCCUCCAUCACAGUCAGCAGACUGUCAUGGCAGACCACCCCAGGGUGUAGCAGAGCUACUACCUCAGCUGCAGGUCCGAGUUCUGAGUCAGACUGGGAACUCUUCUGCUCCCAGGAGAGGGAAGACCAACAGUCAUCAUCAUUCAGAACCCAGAUCUCCAAAAUCGAACAGUUCCUCAACACAGAGAGGCUCCGUUUGCCCAAAAGACGAAGAACUGACAACUAAACCACCAAAACGUACUGUUCUAUUUAGGGAUGCUACUGUAUUUAUAGUUACAUUUCAAAAGUCUUCUUCUGUAGCACAUAUUUGGUAACUACUGGUGGUGCAGGUUUAAAUGUUCUGAAAGCUAUUACUUGUACUAUAUACAGUAAAUGCAUUAAUGAUUCCUUUCAACUUAUUAGAUUCCCUUCUGAUUAUAUUUAGGUGGGUUUUAUUUGCAAAGUUAUCAAAGCCUAAGCUGAAAAAUUGUGCAAGAGUUUUUGGCUUAAAUCAUUGCCUGUUCAUAUUACUCUUAUAAAAACAUUUCUACAUUUUAUUCGAGUGGAAAACUGCUCUGUUGUUUAUGUUGCUGUAUCUUAAAGAUUUUAUUUUAACAUACACUUGUAUGUUUAUAAAGCAGUGUUGAAAUGUAUGCAUUAUCAUCUAUACAAAAAUAAAACAUUUGGCUUACA
Messenger RNA from Siniperca chuatsi (mandarin fish), 4669 nucleotides. Its product is annotated as coiled-coil domain-containing protein 73-like. Bases 468 to 4223 code for a protein of 1251 amino acids. The record is from RefSeq and is a predicted model, not a curated record. NCBI's taxonomy places the organism in Eukaryota, Metazoa, Chordata, Actinopteri, Centrarchiformes, Sinipercidae. The transcript is spliced from 22 exons.